UGUAGCAAUUGCACUCAUUUCCUCUUCUGACCUGGAAGUGCUCUUUCCAUGCUCUCUACUUCUUUUUUGGAAGCUGCUCAACCUAUUCACACCUGAGGGGUUCUCUUGACAACCAGGACCCAUUCUAUCAACCCGAAACAUGAUCCCUGAUUCGACAAAUUCUACAAGACCAGAGGUCGCGACUUCGCGCCCUUGAUAUCUGGAAGAACAUGACGAGAACGGGUGGGGAUACCAGAACAGACCCAGGACCUCCACUUCUGUUCGUCAACAAGGAUGCCUCAAAUCUCAGCCGCACCAAAGCAGAGGCUUUCGCCGUGGGCUCCCACAUGUCGAAGGCCUAUAGGAGGUGGUCAAAGUCUCAAAAAUUGAGGAAUCUUAGACCAACCGCAAGUGUUCUGCAGUCUACCAAUGUGUACUUAGAGAUACGUCGUCACCCUCGCAAAUCACUUCUCGAGGAAUGCGACGAAAGUGAAGUGGCCGGGUCUCCCCAGGCAGUCGGGGCGUUCUUGAAGCUGAUCAUCGACCGAAUGAAAUCGACCAUUCCCGCAAAGGUAUCGAUCUAUAGCCACGGCUACUCACCAACCAUCUACAGGGCCAUGGAAUACUUCAUGCGAGUAUUGGUACCAAACAACUCCCCAGUCUACAGCAUUUUCGAAGUCAGCAAUGUCAACUGCGUGUACUUUUUAGAAAUCAUUGCGAGUUCUUCGGCUCAAUACCUAUAUCAUGCUGCCUUCGCCUUGCUACAUUUGGUCGUGGGAAAUGUGAUUCCUCGAACCAAUUCUUCUCGAAAUGCGCUUCAGCACACGGCGACGGCAAUCUUUCUGCUCCGGAAAAUCUUGUCCGAGCGACCUCUCCAGAACGACGAUGCUACAUUUGUAGCAAUCGUCUGUUUGGCAUCUUUUUCGCGUGCAUUGGGCGACUAUGCAGGAUACAGCAUUCACCGAACUCGUAUCUCAGAAAUGAUGAAAUCUCGCGGUGGUCUUCAAAAGACUGGCCUUCACGGAUUUGUCAAGGCGCUCACCUUGCAAUUCGCUCCUCCGGACUGUAUUCCCCUCGCAUUAUGCUUCAACCGACAGCCUAAGGCGUCGAAGAGUGGAGUCGUCGACAUGGCCGACCCUUUUUUCUACAACACUCGUUGUUUGCUACCAGAACCGCCUCCGAGCCCUUCGUUGAAAAGCAACCUCACGACCACACUCGAAAAGUUGCCACCUAGCUUCCAGAAUCUCAUCAUCCAGACCCCGCUUCACGCCAAUACGGUCCGGCUCCUGCUCCGUGUCGCGGACGCUCGCACGAAGCAAUCACGGAACCAAGGCGGCAAGCGACAAGACCUUUCUUCUAGCUGGCAGGUCGGUCGGUACAGUGACUUUUGGGAAUGCUGUCCGUCAAUCUCCCGCCCUGGUCCGGAUCUGGAGAAAUACCUCUGCCUGGCGCUACUGCUGUACACGGCCAACGAGUUCGCUCCGCAGAGGGCUUGUCACAAGGGCAUGGCGUUGUACAGCGGCCCACGGACGCUGUUGGCAGGGGAGAUUGGGCUGCUGGGCCGCCAACAGCUCACAACAGAUCAAAAGGGGUGCUGGAUGUGGGUCUGGUGGGUUCUCAUUGAUAGCUGGAGCGAAGUCGACAAGACGACGGAGACGGCGACGUUACUGACGAAUCAAUUCUGGGCUGCUUUUUCCGAGGUGCAAUCAUGGAGUGACCUGCAAGGGAUUCUGGAAGGAUUCUUUUGGGGCGGGAAGUUUGGGGACGCAAUAAAGCGUAUUGUGGAUGCCGCACACUCCGAUGGCUUCCAGGAGAGUUGAUGGGAACUGCCACGAAUGCAAUCAAGGCUAGGAUAUGGGCGUCGAGGAAUCUCAAACCUCCAUGCCGCUGCCAGAGACUACUCGAUAUAUGAUUACAUUACCGAGGCACCUAAACAGGUAUGUACAAAACAUUCACCUCGUGAAAUUUUGACCCUUGAACGUCUCGACUGUGUCGCGAGCGAGCACCUGCUCCCCUUGUACCGACUUCUCAUUCUACCCUCGGGUCUCAUUCGCCCUUGACCGGGGCGGACGAAUCAUUUUACAUUCCCCUUUUGCUUGAACUGCUCCAUGAUGUCGCCUCCUCCGUAGUCCUUCAUGGGUGGAAGUUCCAACAUGCCCUUGUUCUGCUUGGUCCGGAGUUGCAAGGCCUUGAGCAUCGAAUAAAUGAACCCCAAAGUGGGAGCGGG
Molecule: messenger RNA, 2206 nt
Organism: Exophiala oligosperma
Lineage: Eukaryota; Fungi; Ascomycota; Eurotiomycetes; Chaetothyriales; Herpotrichiellaceae
Exons: 4
Coding region: 210-1799 (529 amino acids)
Source: RefSeq, a predicted model, not a curated record